This is a messenger RNA of Podarcis raffonei (Aeolian wall lizard), 893 nucleotides long. RefSeq names its product IMP U3 small nucleolar ribonucleoprotein 3 (gene IMP3). The coding region runs from base 136 to 699 and encodes 187 amino acids. The transcript has 2 exons. Gene Ontology annotation, molecular function: snoRNA binding; structural constituent of ribosome; rRNA binding. The record is from RefSeq and is a predicted model, not a curated record. Gene Ontology annotation, biological process: rRNA processing. NCBI's taxonomy places the organism in Eukaryota, Metazoa, Chordata, Lepidosauria, Squamata, Lacertidae. Gene Ontology annotation, cellular component: Mpp10 complex; small-subunit processome; small ribosomal subunit.
AAGUGGGCGGAGCUCAGGGACCGGAAAAGGAAGUUCCGCUGCCCUUUCUCCACGUUGUUGAUUCUGGGGCUGGUUUCCCCAGGACUUUUGCAGAGCUUCGUUUUUGCUGCCUGUGAAGCCGCUGCAGGAGGAAAGAUGGUGCGCAAGUUGAAGUUCCACGAGCAGAAGCUCCUCAAAAAGCUGGACCUGGUGAACUGGGAGGCUGCCUCCGGGAACCUUGCUGAGCUGCGAGUGCUCCGUCGCUUCCGCUUGCAGCGCAGGGAGGACUACACCCGCUACAACCAGCUGAGCCGCGCGGUUCGGGAGCUGGCCCGCCGCAUCCGGGACCUCGGCGAAGCGCCGGAGUCGGCAGCUUUCCGGGCUCGGAGCACUGCCGCUCUACUAGAGAAGCUGUAUGCCAUGGGUUUGGUGGCCUCCAAAAGCUCCCUGGAGCUGUGCGACCGCGUCUCGGCCUCCUCCUUCUGCCGCCGCCGCCUGCCUUGCCUGCUCCUGAAGCUCCGUAUGGCCCAGAACCUGAAAUCAGCUGUCACCUUUGUGGAGCAGGGCCACGUGAGGGUUGGGCCCGAGGUCGUGACGGACCCAGCCUUCUUGGUGACUCGGGCGAUGGAGGACUUCAUCACCUGGACCGACUCCUCGCGCAUCCGCCAGCAUGUACUCAACUACAACCAGGAACGGGAUGAUUUUGAUUUGGCUUGCUAAUUAUAUAUAUAUAUAUUUUAAAGUGGGGGCACCUUUUCCCAAUUUGUUAACCUGACUUACCGUAUUUUUCGCUCUGUAAAACGCACCCGACCAUAAGAUGCUACUAGUUUUUAGAGGAGGAAAACAGGAAAAAAAUAUUCUGAAUCAAAUGUUGUAUGAACUACCGUAUUUAAUAAACAACCGGUAUAUCAGAA